AAUCUGGCAAUAUCGGUUUAUUUACUUAUUGCCUUUCAUUUCUGAAUCUGAUUGAGUAUAGAAGCAAGAUUAUAGUUGUAGUUUCGCAACUGCAGCAUCAGUUCGAACACAUUUCCUCCACAAUUCAUAAACGAAACAAUGACAAAUAUGUUUUGUAAAUUUAGACCUCUGCAGACUUUUCUACGAUCACAUAUUAUAAACGCAAAUUAUGCUGCUAAAGCAAGCAUUGAGUGUAAUGCCAGAAUGUUAGUAAAUGUUAUCCAAGAUGAAAAGAAACAAAUUGCCAAUGUUAUUAUGCAGAGACCUCCAGUGAAUAGCUUAAAUUUAGAGCUUCUGGAGCAACUCACAGCUACAAUAAAAGAUUUGGAAAAGAAGCAAUUCAGAGGAAUGAUUUUGUCAUCUAGCUCUCCUACUGUAUUUUCGGCUGGUCUUGAUAUUACAGAAAUGUACAAGCCGAAAGAAGAAAGAUUGAGGCAAUUCUGGAAAGCUUUACAAACUAUGUGGAAAACAUUAUAUCUUACACCUUUGGUGACAAUUGCAGCAAUCAAUGGCCAUGCACCUGCAGGAGGUUGUCUUGUGUCACUGAGCUGUGAUCACAGCAUUAUGGUGAAAUCUAGGGCCAGUAUUGGUCUGAAUGAGACAAUGCUGGGUAUUGUUGCUCCUCAAUGGUUUAGGAAAGUUUAUAUUAACUCUAUCGGAUUUCGCCAAGCUGAGCAUGCUCUAAAACUUGGGAAAAUGUUCAGUCCAGAAGAAGCUUUGAAAUUAGGCCUUGUUAAUGAACUUGUAGAUUCCCCUUCAGAUGUUCUUCCUAAAGCCCAAGAGGAGAUGGAAAAAUGGAUGAAAAUUCCAGCUUCAGCUCUGCAGAUGACAAAAUUAAGCUUACGUAAACCUGAUGUUGAUGAAUUGAUCUCUUAUGAAAAGAAAGAACUAGAAGAAAUUGUCUUCUUUGUCAAUCAAGAAAAAGUUCAAGCUAUGCUUGGGAAGUAUUUUGAAAGUCUAAAGGGUAAAAAGCAGUAAAAAUACAUCUGUUCAUUUUCUAUUUCAAAUACUUACCACAAUUCUUUACAAAUGGUGCCAUUUUAUAUUGUUCAAUAUAAAACCUUCAGAAAAUUAACAAUUAACAUUUAUUUAUUAAUCAAUCUAAAAGAAGAAGGCAAUAGAUGUAUUGCUUUUUCGCAACUUGCAUGUCUUCAUGAAAAUUUUCUGAAUGAAUUGAUGUGUAGAAAUUAUAUAUGUUCAGAAUCUUAUAUAAAAUUUUGUCAGUUUUUUAUGAAAAGGAUAGAAAUAUUUUCCUGUGUAUUAAAAGCAAAUAUAUUUACUAUUUUAUACUUAAUGAUCAAAUAAAUUAUUUUUCUAUA
Molecule: messenger RNA, 1358 nt
Organism: Argiope bruennichi
Lineage: Eukaryota; Metazoa; Arthropoda; Arachnida; Araneae; Araneidae
Product: enoyl-CoA delta isomerase 1, mitochondrial-like
Exons: 7
Coding region: 139-1017 (292 amino acids)
Biological process (GO): fatty acid beta-oxidation
Cellular component (GO): mitochondrion
Molecular function (GO): enoyl-CoA hydratase activity
Source: RefSeq, a predicted model, not a curated record